UAUUGUACACGAGGUAUUUGCUAGAUGACCUCAUUCCAUCCUAACGACAGCUCUGAGAGCAAAUGUCCCCAUUCGUCAGAUGGGAACAAUAGACAAGGAGAGCUUGAGUGACGGGUCCAGGACCCCACAGCCAGCAGAGCUGGGACUCAGACCAGCUCCGUCUCAUUCCAGCGCCCUGUCUGCACCUCCUCCUCUACUGCUCCCAGGUGGUUGGUGUGAGCUGGCGGCACUGUCCUAGGGCGGUGGCAUCGUUUUCUCCUUAGCAUGGGCUGAGGGGUAGAAGCAGGCGGCCCUCUCCCUUCACUCAUCCUCGUGGAGGACCUAAAAUAUGGUUCUGCUGUGGGAAUGGGAAGGCAGGGGGUCCCUGCGGACAGCCCUGUUGGGGACAGUGAAAAGACCCAGUGCCCGUGCUGGGGGAGGUGCCUGGAGGCUGGGGUCUCUUUGACCUUCCUGAGACAUCCUCAUGCUUCUGCUCUACUGACCUCCUCUCCCUUCUGUGUCCUGGCAGGAAUGAGAGCACAGAGAGCCCUGAGACAGCCCCUGCUGGAGCACCUCCCGGGGAGCAGCCAGAUGUCAUCCCCGCCCAGGGCGACCUGCUGGGUGACCUCCUUAACCUGGACCUCGGCCCCCCAGUUAGCGGCCCACCCCUGGCCACCUCCUCGGUGCAGAUGGGAGCUGUGGACCUUCUUGGCGGUGGCCUUGACAGCCUGAUGGGGGAUGAGCCUGAAGGGAUUGGGGGCACCAACUUCGUGGCACCUACAACAGCAGCAGCACCAGCCAACCUUGGAGCACCCAUCGGCAGUGGCCUGAGUGACCUCUUUGACCUAACCAGUGGCGUGGGCACCCUGUCAGGAUCGUAUGUGGCCCCCAAAGCAGUCUGGCUCCCAGCCAUGAAGGCCAAGGGGCUAGAGAUCUCAGGCACCUUCACCCGCCAGGUGGCCUCCAUCUCCAUGGACCUGCAGCUGACCAACAAGGCCUUGCAGGUCAUGACUGACUUUGCCAUCCAGUUCAACCGCAACAGCUUUGGCCUGGCCCCCACCGCCUCCUUCCAGGUUCACACGCCACUCAGCCCCAACCAGACAGUGGAGAUCUCCCUGCCUGUCAGCAUGGUGGGCUCAGUCAUGAAGAUGGAGCCUCUGAACAACCUGCAGGUGGCCAUGAAGAACAACAUAGAUGUCUUCUACUUCAGCACCUUAUACCCACUGCACAUUCUCUUUGUGGAGGAUGGGAAGAUGGGUGAGUCAUGAGGGAGCCCCCUUGGGUGACUGAAAUGAGGCUGUGGCUUGGGAACCUGACAAGGUGGUGCCUUUACCAAGGCCCGGAUGGACUGCCUUGCCCAAAUUGGAGUCCAGGAGUUGCUCCUCCCUGCAGAGCCUGGAGUGAGGGGCAUACCCAGGACCCCCAGGGCCUUGGUGGCCAGCUCUGGUCUGACAGGUGGGCUGUGCCACAUGGAAUUUACCUCACUCCCAGGCACUCUUGCUCACUCCUCAGCCUUGUCCCACAGGCUGCAGAGAGCCUAGGUCAUGUCCCACGCCUGGUAACCCCCUCUGUGCCCUGGCUGGAACCCCCGAGAAGGGUGUUGAUCACAGCACACAGA
Messenger RNA from Cebus imitator (Panamanian white-faced capuchin), 1597 nucleotides. Its product is annotated as AP-1 complex subunit beta-1-like. The transcript is spliced from 6 exons. The record is from RefSeq and is a predicted model, not a curated record. NCBI's taxonomy places the organism in Eukaryota, Metazoa, Chordata, Mammalia, Primates, Cebidae. Gene Ontology annotation, biological process: intracellular protein transport; vesicle-mediated transport. Bases 669 to 1247 code for a protein of 192 amino acids.